Molecule: messenger RNA, 2225 nt
Organism: Tripterygium wilfordii
Lineage: Eukaryota; Viridiplantae; Streptophyta; Magnoliopsida; Celastrales; Celastraceae
Product: protein NRT1/ PTR FAMILY 3.1-like
Exons: 4
Coding region: 310-1632 (440 amino acids)
Biological process (GO): transmembrane transport
Cellular component (GO): plasma membrane
Molecular function (GO): transmembrane transporter activity
Source: RefSeq, a predicted model, not a curated record
AUGUUUUGAAAUGCGGAAUGCUUUGGUAAAAAACAAUUGCCUAAUUAACUGACAAAUAUGUCAUAUUUGAUAUAUUGGGAUUUCCUUGUCCUCUCCGUUUCCACUUAUUAGUGGCUAGCUAGGAACCAAAACUAUUUAUUGCUAUAAAGACAACCACAUAAGUUUCAUAUUUAUGACAAAAGAUACCACAUAACUUGCUAGUGAGCCAUUCCUCCCUUUCUCUCUCAUAAACUGUCACAUUUGUUCUAACAGCAAUUGGCCUAUAUAUAUACUCCUAGAUCUUGCAUUAUUCAAGUAGGCAAUGCACAUAUGGAGUUAGGCACAGGCAACAAGAGCUUGACAGAAAAUGGAGAGGAGAAAAACAGAGAAGAUGAUGACAAGAAGAAAAAGCAGCUUGGGGGGAUCAAAACAAUGCCCUUUAUCCUUGCAAAUGAAGUAUGUGACAGAUUUGCAACAACUGGGUUUCAUGCGAACAUGAUAACAUACCUAACACAGCAGCUCAACUUGCCUCUAGUGAAGGCCUCCAACACUCUGACCAACUUUGGUGGAACCGCCAGCUUCACUCCGCUAAUUGGUGCACUCAUUGCUGACUCUUGUGCUGGCAGGUUUUGGACCAUCACCUUUGGUUCCAUUAUCUAUGAACUGGGACUUGUUAGUAUCACUUUAUCAGCAGUGCUACCACAUCUUCAUCCCCCGCCAUGUCCAACUCAAGUUAACUGCAAAGAAGCAUCAUCUACCCAACUAUGGUUCCUGUACAUCUCCCUCCUCCUCACCUCUCUUGGCACUGGUGGAAUUAGGCCUAAUGUUGUCACCUUCGCUGCCGACCAAAUCGACAUGUCCAAAUCAGGUGUUCAAUCUAGAAGCUGGAACUUCUUCAACUGGUACUACUUCUGUAUGGGAUUGUCAACUCUCACUGCCUUAACUGUUGUGGUUUAUAUACAAGACAAUGUGGGUUGGGGCUGGGGUCUUGGUAUUCCUACCAUUGCUUUUGCUUUGUCAAUUUUAGCAUUUCUAUUUGGUGCUCCUCUUUAUAAUAAAUUGAAGCCAGGAGGGAGUCCCUUAGUUAGACUGGCUCAAGUGAUUGUUGCUGCUGUGAAGAAGAUGAAAUCUAAGGUGCCAGAGGAUUCAAAGCUUCUUUAUGAAAAUAGAGAACUUGAUGCUUUCAUUUCUGUUCAUGGAAGACUCCUACACACCAAUCAAUUCACGUGGCUUGACAAAGCUUCAAUUUUAACAGAGUGUGAAGCAAGCGAUAGAAACCCACCAAAUCUAUGGAGGCUAGCAACAGUCCACAGAGUGGAGGAGCUAAAAUCGAUUAUCCAAAUGCUGCCUAUUUGGGCUGCAGGAAUCCUGCUUGUCACAGCUGGUUCGCAUCAGCAAAGCUUUGUAAUCCAACAAGCUCGAACGAUGGAUCGUCACUUAUCCCACUCUUUCCAAAUCCCACCAGCCAGUUUAUCCAUAUUUAGCAUCCUAAUCAUGCUCACCGGUCUUGCCCUCUACGAACGCCUUUUUGUUUCCUUUGUUUGUCGAUUCACUGGAAACCCAUCAGGCAUUACUUGUCUACAAAGAAUGGGAAUUGGAUUCAUGGUUAACAUUGUUGCUACCGUUGUUUCAUCUCUCAUUGAGAUGAAAUGAAAAGCCGUUGCAGCAGAACACAACUUGUUAGAUGACCCAAAAGCUGUGAUACCAAUCAGUGUGUUCUGGUUAGUGCCUCAAUUCUGCCUCCAUGGAGUGGCUGAAACGUUCACGUCCGUUGGGCACUUGGAGUUUCUGUAUGACUAGUCACCAGAAAGCACGAGAAGCACCGCGGCAACGCUGUAUUGGAUGACCAUUUCUAUGGGGAAUUACAUUGGUACACUGCUGGUUUCUCUGGUGCACAAAUAUACAGGGAGAGAGAACAAUUGGUUGCCUGAUUGGAAUCUCAAUAGGGGAAGAUUGGAGUACUAUUACUUGCUUGUGAGUGGUAUUCAAGUUAUAAAUUUGGUCUACUAUCUAAUAUGUGCUUGGUUUUAUACUUACAAGGCAAUAGAAGAGAUUAGUAUCAAAGAAGGAGAUGGAGAUGAAGAAGAUAAGAUUCCUCAUAAGAGACUGAGUGAUGCCAAUGCCAAUGGAGAUUUGGAGCUAGCAAAUGAUAUAGAGUGAAUUGAUUAUUGCUUCUUCGGUACAAUAUUACUAUUUUUUUAAUGAAGGAAUACUUCACUUGGUAUUUCAGUUAUCUUAACAGUUAU